AAAGAUUACUAGAGUCACCUGCCAACAAACUGGAAAUUUUGGAAGAUAAGCUCGACCUUGUUCGUUAUAAAGACAGUUUUAGAAAGGACAGCGCUUAUUUUUACAAAAGCUUUUGAAAUGAAGGUAUUUUUGUUGUUGUUUUCUGUGAUUUGUUGUAGCCAGGCUUUUAUUGUGUGUCCACAGAACGCCUGUGCCACCGUCAGGUGCGCAGCUGUUACAGCGGAGAACUGCAAUGGCGUCAUAAAACAAAAUGGCGGAUACUGUGGAUGCUGCGACUCUUGCGAGACUUAUCUUGCUGAGGGAGACUCGUGCAUGAGCUCCAUCUUUCUGGGCGUGCCCUCCACCAGUCACUGUGCGCCAGGACUGCACUGUGACAUGCACACAUUCAAGUGUGUCGCUAAUAGUUUUGCCUUUUUCAGAUGUCCAGAAGAAGGAAUUGUAUACUUGUUAUUUGAUAUAUUUGAUUUUAUAGCUCUGAAUCCAUGUGCCCAAGAAUUGUCGACUUUCACCGCCACCCAGAACGGCAUGCCACUUCUGGGUGCUCACAAACCUGAUUGUGACGCUGAUGGAUACUACCAGCCUAAACAGUGCCAAGGCUCAGGGUGCAACUGCGUGACGAAGGAUGGCAAAGAGAUUGACGGAUACAGUGCUCACAUCUGGGAGGCUCAGCACAUGACUUGUCAAUGUGCACGUGACCAGAAAGAGUACAUGGAUUCUGGUUUGAUUGGUCGCCUAUUUUACUGUACCAGUGACGGAAGUUACCAGAAUUACCGAUGUAUGGGUGACGUCUGUCAUUGCACGGACUCUGACGGCAACGUUAUCGCCGAAUCUCAGUCUGUCGAUAUUGCUCAUGUCGACGAUCUCAACUGUCGCCAGUAGAAAAUCAACUUUUCUUUGUGACUUAAUGUGUUUUAUUGUCAGAAAAGAAAAUAAAAAAGUUCCAGCUCU
Messenger RNA from Saccostrea cuccullata (small rock oyster), 948 nucleotides. Its product is annotated as thyroglobulin-like. NCBI's taxonomy places the organism in Eukaryota, Metazoa, Mollusca, Bivalvia, Ostreida, Ostreidae. The transcript has 6 exons. The record is from RefSeq and is a predicted model, not a curated record. Bases 118 to 879 code for a protein of 253 amino acids.